Messenger RNA from Sinocyclocheilus grahami, 965 nucleotides. Its product is annotated as radixin-like. Bases 2 to 880 code for a protein of 292 amino acids. The record is from RefSeq and is a predicted model, not a curated record. Gene Ontology annotation, molecular function: actin binding. NCBI's taxonomy places the organism in Eukaryota, Metazoa, Chordata, Actinopteri, Cypriniformes, Cyprinidae. The transcript is spliced from 5 exons.
AAUGUUCUUUUUAGCAGCAUCAUGUGACCCCUUUAAAUGUGUUUGCUGCCUUGCUACCUGUUUUCAUCCCAGAGCCCUGCUAGAGAAUGAGAAAAAGAAAAGGGAGGCAACAGAGAGAGAAAAGGAGAGGGUGGAGAGAGAAAAGCAGGAGAUGAUGAUGAAGCUUCUCCAGUUUGAAGAGCAGACCAAAAAGGUUGAAAGAGAUCUGAAAGAGCAGUUUGAGAGGGCACGGAUCCUGGAGGAAGAGAGGCGGCGGGUGGAGGAGGAGGCGGCUCGUCUGGAGGCUGAGAGACAAGCGGCGCUGAUGGCUAAAGAAGAGCUGGCCAGGCAAGCUGAGGACCAGAUGAAAACUCAGGAGCAGCUGGCAGCAGACUUGGCAGAAUACACUGCAAAGAUUGCCUUGCUGGAGGAAGCCAGGAGAGUCAAGGAAGAAGAAGCCAAUGAAUGGCAGAACAGGGCUAAAGAGGUACAGGACGAUUUGGAAAAGACCCGUGAGGAGUUGCAGCAUGUUAUGUCGUCUCCUGUGGUUGCUGCCCCCAUGGCUGCGCCCAUGUCCAUGAUGGAGGAACCCCUGGAGAACGAUCAUGAUGAUCAUGAGGAGAACAACAGCACCUACAGUGCUGAGCUGCAGGUGGAGGGCAUUGAGGACCACCGCAACGAGGAGGAGCGCGUCACAGAGGCAGAGAAGAACGAGCGCGUGCAGAAACAGCUCAUGGCCCUGAGCUCUGAGCUGGCCGAGGCGCGAGAUGACUCUAAGAAGACUAAGAACGACAUUCUGCACACUGAAAAUGUACAAGCCGGGAGGGACAAGUACAAGACGCUGCGUCAGAUCCGCAUGGGCAACACCAAGCAGAGAAUAGAUGAGUUCGAAGCCUUAUAGUGGCUGAUAAAUUCUCCAAUAAACCUCGAUUAACAGCAGCACUUGCUGUUCAAAAGUGAAUUUAUCUAACUGCCACAAAUGGCCU